This is a messenger RNA of Lachnellula hyalina, 1677 nucleotides long. Its product is annotated as oxidoreductase. The transcript has 11 exons. Gene Ontology annotation, molecular function: copper ion binding; oxidoreductase activity. Bases 1 to 1677 code for a protein of 558 amino acids. The record is from RefSeq and is a predicted model, not a curated record. Lineage: Eukaryota; Fungi; Ascomycota; Leotiomycetes; Helotiales; Lachnaceae.
AUGAGGUUCAGCGCUGUUGCUACCCUUUUCUGGGCCUCACUCGUUGCCGCCCAAGAUCCUCCGUAUACCGGUGUGAUACGAAGUUAUGACUUCACGAUCAAACGAGAGAUGAGGGCACCAGAUGGGUAUUACAAACCUGUUCUGCUAAUCAACGGGCAAUUUCCAGCGCCCUUGAUUGAAGCGAACUGGGGAGAUACUAUUCAGGUCACAGUACACAAUCAAAUCACUGGACCCCAGGAAGGAACUGCUCUCCAUUGGCACGGCAUCCUGCAAAAGAAUAACCAGUGGGAGGACGGCGUUCCAGGUGUUUCCCAGUGUCCAAUUCCGCCCGGAGGAAGCUUUACCUACAGCUUUACUGCUGAUCUUUAUGGUACAUCUUGGUAUCACUCCCAUUAUUCAGCACAAUAUGCAGGAGGGCUCAUUGGUCCGAUGAUCAUCCACGGUCCAGAUACUCUGAAAUACGAUAUUGGUCCAAUAUUGCUCACUGAUUGGUAUCACAGAGAUUACAAUGAUAUUGUGAAGGAUGUUGUGGGCACAGAUGUGACCAAGAUUGCUCCUCCCUCUGACAGUAAUCUAAUAAACGGAAGAAACAACUUCAAUUGUUCUGCGGUUGCCACCGGUGAUACUGCUUCUUGCAAAAGCAAUGCUGGAAUCACCAACUUUAGACUUAGCCCGGGAAAACUUCACCGGCUCAGGUUAAUCAACGCUGGUGCAGAAGGACAGCAGAAGUUCUCGAUAGACGGACAUAUUAUGACUGUAAUCGCCAACGAUUUUGUGCCCAUCAUUCCGUACGAUACGAAAGCUCACUCAAGCCUAGUGGUCUCUUUGGCUAUCGGUCAGCGAACCGAUGUACUUGUCAGGGGUCUCGAUGGAGCUACAGGUGCAUAUAUAAUGCGGUCCUCAAUUGCUUCCGCGCCAUGUUCCCUAAGCAACAAUCCCGAUGCUACAGCAAUUGUGUAUUACAAGCAUGACGCUCUCACUGCUGGAACUUUUAACACUACUGCCUGGCCAGAAUUCAAGGCUUCAGUUGAGGGUGUGUGCGUCAAUGAUGACUUGAGUAAGACUGUGCCAUGGUAUCCUAUUACGCCCGAUCCAAACCCACCAACCACAAAAGUGAUCGACAUCGAUUUCCAAAAAAAUGAGACGGGCAACUUCCUUUGGCUUAUGAACAACGUCUCGUUCCGCGCCAAUUACAACCAGCCCAUUCUUCUUUUGUCAAACAUGGGUAACAACUCCUAUCCUGACAGCCCGGAAUGGAAUGUUGAGAAUUUCGGAUCAAACUCGUCCGUUAGAAUAGUCAUAAACAAUAACGGCGCCGCUGGGUUUUCCUCACACCCCAUCCACUUGCACGGCCACAACAUGUUCGUCUUGGAUGUUGGGACCGGAAGCUGGGACGGAAGUACAGUGAUAAAUCCAUUAAAUCCACAACGCAGAGAUGUACAGAUACUACCAGCGAACGGGUAUAUGGUGCUACAAUUCACAGCAGACAAUCCAGGAGCGUGGCCGUUGCAUUGCCACAUCGCGUGGCAUGUGUCUGCAGGUCUAUAUGUGACAGUCUUGGAACGACCAGACGACAUUGCGAAGCUCCAGAUUCCGAGUGUCGUAGCUCAAACCUGUCGGGAUUGGUCGGCGUUCACGAACAUGGCGGUGGUUGAUCAAAUCGAUUCUGGCUUGUGA